This is a messenger RNA of Mercenaria mercenaria, 2220 nucleotides long. RefSeq lists its product as uncharacterized. The transcript is spliced from 2 exons. Lineage: Eukaryota; Metazoa; Mollusca; Bivalvia; Venerida; Veneridae. Bases 388 to 1611 code for a protein of 407 amino acids. The record is from RefSeq and is a predicted model, not a curated record.
GUAUUACCUCCUGUUCUAGCAUUUCCAUUGCUUAAAAGGUGGCCACAUGAUGACCCCUAUAUUUCUGUGGAGGACAAGUAGAUUUUCAAGUCUGGUUAAGCUAAAAACAAGUAUCUAUCUUGUUGCGAAACCAAGAUAUUAGGCAGAACAAGGAUAAUAUUAACUUUAUGAACUUGUAUUAAGCAAUAAGUGAACAUAAUAAGUAUACCCGAUCAGAUUCAAAAGUUUCGUACAAAUCUAUCACUCGAACAAAACUUAAAUAACCACCUUUAAAUAGAUAAUUGAUAUCACACUAACAUAAGUGAUAACGUUAUCUUAGAUAAUGCAAAUACAACGAGUUAAUGUAGACAGACCUGAAAUGGUUACGGAAUACGAAUUUAACUGAAUAUGGAUAUCGGCAGCACUUCGGAUUCAGACUGUAACAACUGUACAACUCAUGAUUUGAAAUUGGAAUUCUUUUGUAAAACUCAUAACUUACUUGGUUGCGCCAAAUGCAUGUUUCUUGAACAUAAACUUUGUCAGGAUGUUAGUGAAAUAUCAAAUGAUAUUGAAACUACAAGACAAAAAUUGUCAAUGAUUCGGUUAAUUCUUUCUAAAGAAACAGCUAAACUCAUAGAAAGGAAAGGACGUGUAAAAACUGUUUGUUCGGCAGCUAUAGACAACAUCGAUAGUCUAAAAGACAGUUUAACUGCAAAAAUUGACGAAGGUUUAUUCGAUUGUAAAAGGUUAGCACUCUCCAAGGAGAAAGAAACAGAAGAUACCAUCACGACAAAAUUGAUGGAUUUGGCGAAUUUUGACCGCGAAGUACAGGCUGUAAUGAAUAAACUCGAUAUUUGUAAAACGUCGUUGAACUGUGAUGAAAUCGGAAAUUGCUAUGAAAAGGCAAAAAGAUAUGAAAUAAUCGGCAGAGAGAAAAUUCAAACAGUCGUUGUUGUGAACGACUUCGACUUUGUACCAAGUGAAAUAUCCAAGGACCUUCUGAGCAAACCUAUAAGCUUUGGACUUGUCACCGAGAAGCCGCUAGAAGAUAACGAAACAGAUGAUUGUUCUGCAAGCUUUGAAAUUCAGACCAAGAAUUGCAAGACAGUCCAAACUGAUGAAAGUUUAUUUGCACCAAAUACAAGUAUUGUUAAAGAAAAUAAGCUCGUUCAAACAAAUGAUACAAGUACAUGUACAAAUAAAUGUAAUGAAAUAUUGGAACAACUGUCAGACACAAUUUCCAGAAUUAAAAAGAAUGGAAACGAAGUCGCAAUGUACUUUGGUAAAUUAAUAAUCGCUGAAAAGGAAUUAGUAAAGUCAUUUGACUUUGAAAGAGAAAAGACAAUUGUCGAGCUUAAGAUGGAAUCCCCUCCGUCCAAUUUGAUAACCGUUGGUAACAAUUUUCUUGCUGUUAUACUGCGACAAAUUAAUGUUAUCAUGUGCUAUAAAGUUGCGAAAAAUGGACACUUGGUUAGGCAUCGCAGAUAUUGCGAUGACAACAGCUGGAAAGAGGUUCUAUCAAUUGCCGAAGGAAAUGACAGACUUCAUAUUUUAGCUACAAUAAAAAGUUUCGAAACUUCUGAUUUCAAACAUCCAACCACGUUAACAAGAUUACAUAAACUAUAUUUAUGAACGCAUGAGCUACAGAAACUGCUGUAUAUGCUUUAAAAACAGUUUAACGAUAAUUUUGGAAGAGAUAUGAGUUAGACUGUACGACAUACAACACAACAAAACCAAGCACAUGUAGUUUUGUUUUUAUUUCUGUAGCGAUUCCUUGGACCGUAUUCGUCGGCGACUUAGGCUUUUUGAAACAUCAAUAUUCAGUUUACCAUAACUUUCUUUAUAGUUUAUUUAAAUUAGUGACAUUGUGCUGAACUGUCUAUAUUCGAAAAACACACAUUCUUUAUUUUAAUUCUGACUUAGUCUGACUAUUUAUAAUAUGCAUACGAUAACGACGAAUAAAAUGUGUUUAAACCAAAGAAAGUUUUGUUAUCGGACAAAUAUAGUUUACCGAUGAUAAGAUAGACCCGAGUGUAAUUUUUGUAAACGCUAUUUAUAAAACAAAGUCAGGUCAUGCAUAUUAAGUGUAGCAUACAAUACAAUAGGUAUAAUUUGGAUUUUUGUCUGCCUGUUCGAAAUUUACUUGUAAAAUACAAGCCGGAUGUUUGCUAGAUCUUUUAUAAUAAAAUGUAAAUAUACAAUACUUCAUAUAUACUUUCCUGAUAAUAUAAAAUGUGACUA